Messenger RNA from Linum tenue, 621 nucleotides. NCBI's taxonomy places the organism in Eukaryota, Viridiplantae, Streptophyta, Magnoliopsida, Malpighiales, Linaceae. The record is from the annotation of a GenBank genome assembly.
CACCAUCAAGACAUCAAAUAAAUAAACCCCGUCGGCCGUCUCCUUUCUCUCUCUCUCCUUAUCAUCUCUUCCGCGAAAUCAAAGCGAGGCAAACGAGAAAUAAAGAAAACCCCACGAGAAAACCCUCCGCCGGCCAGAAAUCCGACGAAUCCAUCUUCUUCUUCCCCCCGCUGGACCCGACGGUUGCAGGUCGGAUUUGCUCCAACCUCAAAUGUUGCAGCUCUUCUUCGCGGUGGCGUUCUCGGCGGUGCCGUUGACGCUCUACAUCCCGCCGAUCCGCUCCCUAAACCUGUUCGUCGAGACGAUCGAGGACAUGCUCCGCCAGAUGGCCGUCCACACUAUCCGUACGUAUCCGCGGAUACGCCUCGCCUUCUCUCGCAUCCUCAGCAACCUCCUCCGUCUCUCCAGCUAUCUGACGGAAGAGAUCGAAUCGGCUGAGAAGUUCUUCAGCAGAUUUUCCGGUUCUCCCCUCCGAAUUUAGGUUUUGACCGAUUAGAUUGAAGAGAUUUUCUUGUGAUGGAUUUUUGGUUUGUAAUGUUAUCUCGAGGUUUCUGUAAUCAUCUCUGAUUGAGCAAUAAAUUAAUUCGAAAUCGAAAUCAAUGUGCUUUGAGUUUGACGUUU